This is a messenger RNA of Vigna angularis (adzuki bean), 909 nucleotides long. RefSeq lists its product as uncharacterized. The transcript is spliced from 2 exons. The record is from RefSeq and is a predicted model, not a curated record. Lineage: Eukaryota; Viridiplantae; Streptophyta; Magnoliopsida; Fabales; Fabaceae. Bases 151 to 834 code for a protein of 227 amino acids.
ACACCAUUUUAUCACCUAACGCUACCAAGUACGUCAAAGUGUACCUCUGUUCUUCCUCCAAAAUAUCAAAAUCCUCACCCAGAAACUGAUCAAGAUAACACACUCCAAGACAAAGAACCACAAAGAAAGAAGAAGACACAUACGCACACCAUGAAGCUUGUUUGGUCCCCAGAAACAGCCUUAAAAGCUUACAUAGACACCGUUAAAUCAUGUGAGAAAUUCAAGGAAUCUGGGGUACCGGAGUUGCUCUCAGCCAUGGCUGCAGGAUUUAACACAAAGUUCAUAGUGGAAUCAUGGUGCUACGGUGGUCCUAUAGCGGCAAGCGUGGGCUUAGCAGUUGCAGCUCGCAACACGGGUGCACGGCACGUGUGCAUAGUCCCGGAUGAAAAGUCGAGGGUGCGGUACAUAGAGGCCUUGGCGGAGAUGGGGGUGUCUCCGCCGCCGGAGGUGGUGGCGGGGGAGGCGGAGGAGGCGGUGUCGCGGCUGGCGGGGCUGGACUUUCUGCUGGUGGAUUGCAAGAGGAGGGAGUUCGCUAGGGUUCUAAGGGUGGCCAAAGUUAGUCCUAAAGGAGCAGUUUUAGCAUGCAAGAAUGCAUGGCAGAGAAAUUCGCGUGGCGGGUUCAGAUGGAGCGUGGUGCUUCAAAGGGGUGUGCGAGUGGUUAGGUCAGUGUUCCUCCCUGUUGGGAAGGGUUUGGAUAUUGCAUACAUAGGAGGUAGUAGAAGCGGUGCACCACCACCUCCACCACCACAAAAAACCGCUUCAAAUGGUGGUCCUUGCCGUUGGAUCAAGCACAUAGACCAACAAUCUGGAGAAGAACACCUCUUCAGAGAGUGAUCCAUUUUGUUCAUAUAACUUAGAUAUAUAAGAGCAUAAUUAAAUAAAUUAUUCAGACUCCUUAAAAUAUUAACA